CAGAAGAAAACGAAGAAGAUCAUUCAAAAACUGGCGGGCGGUGUCUGAACUUACUCAAACCUAUUAAAAUAAUAAAGGACAGAAGAAAAUCGCCAAAGUAGCAGUGACAAGAAAGCACCAAAGGAGGUAAUCAUGACUGCAGACAAUGAUCUGGAAAUCAAGGAGGCCUUCCAGCGGGCACAAAAGGCUCACAAUAACAAAGCCAAACUUGCUGCCAGUUUAAAAAGCAGAUACAACAAGUUGGAAGACAAAACUGCCUUCCAUGACGAGUUCAUCCAAUACCUCAAGUAUGCCAUGAUAGUCUACAAACGGGAACCAGCAGUGGAGAAUGUGAUUGAUUUUGUCACCAAGUUUGCAACCAGUUUCGAGACUACCGUUACUGAGGGGCAAGAAGAGGAAGAGGAGGAAGAGAAUCCCUUCUUACAUUUCCUGUUCAAUUUCCUCUUGGAGUCCCACAAUGCCAACAGUCAUGCAGUGCGUUUUCGUGUCUGUCAGCUCAUUAACAAGCUUUUGGGCAGUAUGUCUGAGAAUGCCCUGAUCGAUGAUGAUCUUUUUGACCAAAUUCACGAAACCAUGCUGAUUCGUGUCACAGACAAAUUCCCCAACAUCCGCAUCCAGGCCGCCCUUGCCAUGGCGAGGCUACAGGAGCCCCAGAAUGCAGACUGCCCCACCAUGAAAGCUUAUAUGCUGAUCCUUGAGAAUGACUCCAACCCUGAGGUGCGUCGUGCUGUGCUGUCCUGCAUCGCUCCCUCUGCGGUCUCCCUGCCAAAAAUCCUCAAACGCACCAGGGAUGUGAAGGAGAAAGUCCGAAAGCUGGCUUACGAGGUUCUGGCAGAGAAGGUGCACAUGCGAGCUUUGACCAUUGCUCAGAGAGUCAGUCUGCUUCAGGAAGGCCUACAUGAUGCAUCAGAGUGUGUUAAGGAGGUGGUUAAGAGUAAGCUGCUUCCUGCAUGGCUGCGUCUGCUGGAAGGCAAGGUUCUGGACCUCCUCCACAGGUUGGAUGUCGAGAACUGCGCUGAGAUUGCUUUCGAAGUUCUCAAUGCCCUCUUCUCCGGGACAGAAAGCCUUGAAGAGCUCCUGCAGGAUGGAGUUAGUCUGGAUGGCAGGAAAUUGAUUCCCGUGGAGGCUUUGACCUGUGAGAAUGUGCUGCACUGGAGAGCGCUGUGCGAGUUUGUGAAGCAGAAAGGAGACGAGGGAGAGGAGAUCCUGGAGCAGCUGGUUCCAGAGGCCGUCAUAUUUGCAGAGUACCUUUAUAGCUAUCUGAAGAGCAUCCCAAUCCUGGGGGAGGAGCAGAUGGCGGACGACACGCAGCUGGAGGUGGUCCUGACCAGAGAGUUCAUUGGCAAGCAGCUCAUCCUGCUGGUGGGCUGCCUGGACACGGCAGAGGAGGGCGGACGGAAGCGGGUGCUGGCGGUUCUGCAGGAGAUGCUGGUGCUACCCAACACACCCAUCUCUCUGAUCUCCCUGCUGGUGGAGAAACUAAUGAAUGUGCUUAAAGACGAUGAUCGACGCAUAGAGAUGAUUGCUGAGAUUAUCUCUGAGGUGCGUGAACCCAUAGUGCACGUGAGCGAGCCUAUUGACGAGAAAGAAAACCGGAAGAGACAAGUCAAGCUUGCUGAGGUGAAGGUCCACACCAUGGAGGCCAAGCAGGCUCUGGAGGACUGCAUCAGUGCCCAGGACUUCAGCCGUGCUGCUGAGCUCAAGGACCGCAUAUCUGAGCUGGAGGCCCGGAGGAAUCAGCUGGUGGCGGAGGCUGCCCAGUCCGACAGCAGGGAGAAGGAGUGUCGCGUGGAGAAGAAUGAUCCUGAGACCAUGUUGAAGUGUCUGACCAUGUGUGUGGAGCUCAUGAAGCAGAUGAACAUCAAGAAAGCCAUUCGUCCUUCUAUAAAUGCACAAAUAGAAUCCCUGGUUCUGCCAAGUAUUGCCAAUCCAAACACGGCCGUGAGGAACAUGGCUGUGGUGUGCCUGGGGACCUGUGCUCUCCACAGCAAAGACCUGGCCAACAGACACCUGGUGCUCUUGUUACAGAUCAGUCAGCUGGACGAGCCCAAGAUCAGGAUAAGUGCUGUGAGGGCUCUGAUUGACCAGCUCCUCCUCAACGGCUUGGACAUAGUCGGCCAAAACCCUGCGCCCAAGCCUGCCCAGAACACCGACGCGCUUGAUGACAGUGACGCUCAGGCUGACAGCCCGGCUGAAGACGUGGGCUCUGAGGAUGGCCAGAGUACCGUCCAGAGCAUCCUCGUGAUGCUCACAGACUUUCUGGACAGUGAGGUCACAGAGUUGCGCACUGAGGUAGCUGAGGGCUUGGCCAAGCUGAUGUACUGUGGCAGAAUCAGCAGUCCCAAACUCCUCUCCCGCCUCGUGCUGCUGUGGUAUAACCCUGUCACGGAGGACGACACCAAGCUGCGCCACUGUCUGGGUGUCUUUCUGCAGCUGUAUGCUAGAGAGAACAGGGCUCAUCAGGAGUGCAUAGAGGAGAGCUUUCUGCCCACCAUCCGGACGCUGACCCAGGCACCAGCCACCUCUCCACUGGCCGAGGUGGACGCGUCCAACGUAGCCGAGCUCCUCAUCGAGCUGACCCGCUCCAGCGUCCUCAUCAGGCCAAACAAGGAUGUGGCCUUGCAGGGUGUGCCAGUUCACGAUAGCCUGGCUGUGCGUCUGUGUAAUGAGAUCCUGAGGGACCCCAAGGCCCCAGAGGUCCGCCUCUACACAAAGAGUCUGAGCUGCCUGGAGCUGAGCACAGAGGACAGCCCACUCAGGAAAGACCUGCUGCUCCUCCUGCAGGAGAUCCAACAGGAGGUCAAGGAUAAGAUCUGCCUUCGGGCGCUGGAGAAGAUCACCAGUCGACUGACCUGUGACCAGAAGAAGAAUCCUGAAACCCAUGACACCACGCUGCAGGCUCUGGAUGAGAAUGCGGGGGAUGUUGAAGAUCCUAACGUCAAGAGGCCCAGGAGAGUGGCUCAAAAGAAAACGGCCGUUGCCAAGGCCAGGAAAGGCAGCAAAGCACGGGAGUCUUCAGAGGAAAGUGACGGGGAAAAUAUCCCCAGCACGCCUGUGGUUCAGAGACCAAGCCGUCGGGCUAAGGCAGCUGCAGCAGACAAGACUAAGCAAGACUUGGCCACCCUCUUGGACCAAGAAGCCAAUGGGUCAUAGAUUCUGGCAUAGCUAUAUUGUCUGUGAGGUUUGACAACUUGGGUUUCAAUUUAUCUUUCUAAACUUCUUUCCCAUUUGUGGCCUUUCCUGAUCACACGUUUGGUUCAUACCCUAUUGGCAGAAUUGUCCUGUCACAUGAUCUUAGUGUUACAAUGCUUUUGGGGAGUAAGAAUGACCCUACUUUUAAGAACUAAUAAAAUGAUAAUAAAAGAA
Molecule: messenger RNA, 3366 nt
Organism: Clupea harengus (Atlantic herring)
Lineage: Eukaryota; Metazoa; Chordata; Actinopteri; Clupeiformes; Clupeidae
Gene: ncapg
Product: non-SMC condensin I complex, subunit G
Biological process (GO): mitotic chromosome condensation
Cellular component (GO): condensed chromosome; cytoplasm; condensin complex
Molecular function (GO): protein binding
Source: RefSeq, a predicted model, not a curated record